ACGUCAACAUUUUAAUAAAAAUGUUUGGUGUUGAGUUGGAUAACUUUAGCUUUCGCUGAGUGAGGUUUGAGAUUUCAAGCUAACGUUAAAUGUUCCGUUCAGCCCCGGUGCGUGCUGAUGUAAACUAACCUACACGUGAAAACGGGAAAGCAACAUUAAACAGAGUGAUGUUGCGGCGUCCCAAGCCAACUGACUCUGAGGCAGACGUCCUCAGAGAUCAGGAGAAGUUUCUAACCUCUGGUGCUCCGUCUGCUGCCAGUGUGGUCCGCCGUCCUGACAAGAGGAGAGGAGAAGGAGGAGGGGAGCAUAACGGGAAGAGUGAUGAAGAAAGACAGAAAGAUGUUGUCACUAUAGAAGAUCUUCCAGACGAACUCCCGUCUCUGACGCCAGCCCCUCCGAAGAAGUCUCGCUUCAAAACUGGUUGUGUUACUUUUGAGGAUGAGGAUGCUGGGGAGAGGCUGGACAAACAUGACACUCACGUCACCGCUGUGCUCUCCAGGAUCGUUGAGAGAGAUACCAGCUCGACUCCAAUAUCUCUACCAGCAUUUACAGGCCUGGCUUUCCCCAAAGUAAUGCACCGCUCAGAAAACAGCUGUCAGGUGCAACAAUCUUCAGCUGGUGGAAAGAAGAGUAUCUUUGCUCUUCAGAUUGCAGCUCAGAGACUCAAGGAGGGAAAGACACCUUUACAUUUUGCACCUAAAGCUCCCCACACACCUGAACACAGAGAGCAGAACCUGCAGCCUGAGAGCAGCAUGGAUACAGAUGAUAAGCCAGCUGCAUCCUCAGGUCCCAGCCUGCUCUCUGGUAAGGGGCUCGGGGUCCCAGACAGCUCAGGAGAGACGAUGAGGAUCCACAGGGAGAACCAGGAGAAGCUCCAGGCCAUGUCCAAGUCUGAGAUACUACAGGAGCAGAAGAGACUUUUAACUCAGCUCGAUCCUACACUGGUGAACUUUGUUAGGUCUCGAAAAGCCAAGAGCGUCCCGUCCUCUGCCUCCGCAUCCGAAAAACAACCCCAGGGCAAAAGCAGCAGGGACAAUUUUCCUCUUGAAAAUCUGAGCAGAGAGUCAGACUCCUUCAGCGCAUCUCUGCCUCUUCAGAAACCCCAGGAAGUAGAGAUGGAAGGAGAUGAAGUGCCACCACAACCACCACCUGCUGUGAGAGAGCAGGAUCUGCUGCUGAAGCCUCAGAAGACAUGGGUCCACAUGGAUAAGGCGGAACCGGAGAAGCUGGAGUGGAUGAAAGACUUGCCUGCACCCAGAAGGAAAGGAACCAAGAAGGCCAUGCAAGCUCGGUUUGACUUUGCAGGGACUGUGAUUCCACCAACGCAGGAUCUGCCCACUCAUUUGGGCCUGCACCACCACGGAGAGGAGCCUGAUCGGGCAGGUUACUCCCUGCAGGAGCUCUUCCUGCUGUCUCGGAGCCAGCUGAUCCAGCAGAGGACUCUAGCCAUUAGCACUCUGGCUAACAUCCUCUCAAAGGCCCGUGCCGGGGAGUACCUGUCUGUCCUGAAAGGCAGCAUGGUGUCCACUCUGCUCGACGCCGGGCUGCUCUUCCUGCUGCGCUUCGCCCUGGACGACGGUGUGGAGGGAGCGAUGUCUGCAGCUGUGCAUGCACUCAAAGCUCUUCUUGUCUGUGAAGAGGAUGAAGAGUGUUUGGACUGCACCUUCUCCUGGUUCCGCGGCCUGGCCUCCUUCCCUCUGCUGCCAUCUACUCAGGAGGAGGAAGAAGAGGAAGAUGCAGGGCUGCCAGAAAAUAUGAAGUUCACAGCUAAGGAGAGGGAGGAGAGGAAGAACGAUCAUGAUGUCGCAAGGCAGGAUGUUGUCAAGGGCCUGCUGAAGAUGAAACUCCUCCCGAGGCUGCGUUACAUCCUUGAGGUGGUCCGACCGUCUCCUCCUGUGGUCCAGAACGUCCUGCAGAUCCUGACUCGUAUCGCCAGGCACUCCUCUUCAUCUUCCACCCAGGUGCUCAACUGUCCUCGCUUGAUGGAGACGGUGCUGUCAGAGUUCCUUCCCUCUUCCUGGACCACGCCAUCUUCUCCUCUUCCUCAGUCUGUUUACGGACUCCCACUGGCCAGUGCCAUGAAGCUGUUGCGAGUAUUAGCUACCUCUGGCAGACAUGCCUGUGCCAGACUGUUCAACUAUUUUGGUGUGAAGGAGCGUCUGCCUUGCCUGCUGAGUGUGGACCCCAGUGAGCUGCUGCUGGACCCAGCCGAGGCACUCAGGAUCACCACAGAGGCCCUCAGGCUGUGGGCUGUGGCAGCCGGCUAUGGCCAGGCCUGCAAACUAUACAUAGAUCUGUAUCCAAGCUUAGCGAAGUCGUUACAGUCGUUUCACAAAGUCCUGGCCCCCUCAGACCCUCUCCUGCCGCUGCAGCUCCCGAGGGUCCUGGCUCUGCUCUGUCUGCUCACACAGGUCACACACACCGCCGGCUGCCACCAGGAGCUGCAGGCCGGCAUGGUCAGCUCCCAGGGAGAAGAGUGCCCCCCUCCUCCUCCAGUGACUUGGGGUCAUGUCACAGGGUUGCAGGCAUCCUUGUUGGGACAUCUGAAGGGUUUUGUGAAGAGCCUUGAUAACCCUGUUCAGCAGGAGAGCAGCCUGGCAGUGAUACCAGCUUACCUGACCUACCUAGAGGCUUACUACCAUCAACUCUCCAGACAGAGCUGUUUCAAGCCAGUAGACACUCUUCAGGAGCUGGAGCGUCUGACGUCUGAGGUUCUCCUCCCGCUGCUGUCCCACCAUGCUGUUCAGAGACUGGUGAAGAACCUAAAGUCUUCCUCAGUAGUGUGUAAUGAUCAGUCCAGUCCUCCGGGCCCGGAGCUGACUCCCAGCCUCCCUGGUUUGGCGUGCCCAGGAUGGAGGGACCGCCCGGGGCUCGUUGCUCCCAGCUCCCCCUUCCCCCUCCUCACAGGCCUGGGGCUGCUGCUGGAAACCAUCACAGGCAUCCACAAAGGCCUCAGCUGCAAGUUCGCUGCUCUCCUCCUGUCAGAGCCUGUGGUUGGUUACCUGCGUUGUUGCAGCCAGGCCAAGCCCACCCUGUCUCACACCGGAGCCUGGCUCCUCCGUCAUGAACACCACCUCCUCUACCUGCUGCUGCAGCUGGCGCACAGACUGGUGUCCAUUGACCCAGAAGUAGCCAAGUACGCCUCGCUGUACCACCAGGUGGCGCUGGUUCUGCUGCCCUGGUUGUUACCUGGCAGUGAAUAUCUGGGACAUGAACUGCUGUCCACCAUCAUCUUCAGCAAGGACUUUAUAUCUGAGGGCCACAGCGGAGGACCUGAGGCCGUGGAGCUGGGGGAGCUGAAGCUCCAGGAGGAGACACACAGCUCCUCCCCCUCACUGCAGACCGUCGGAGCUCUGCUGAGAGAGGCCUGCGUCCAGCUGCCCUCCAUCCGAGGCUGCUUCCUCACUCAGCUGGCGUACCUGGAGUCGUCCGUGCUGACGUCCCGGGACGCUCUCCUCGGCCGCAGCCCCUGGAUCAGCUCCCACCUCCUCCCUGAGCUCACCGGUCCCACCGUGCCAUCUGAUUGGCCCUACCUCCCACUCGUCAGCCUGUAUGAGCGGACAGGGUCUUCGGACGGUGGAGGGUUGGGGGUGGAGGAACUCCCUCAGUGGGCUCUGCAGGCCGUGACCCACUGUCUGCAGUGGCUGCUGCUGCUGGAGGUCUGGAGGGAGGAGGCACUGAAGGUGAUACCUCCUGUGGCCAAGCUCGCCCGCCUGUCCUGUGUGUUCCUGUGUUCCAGUGACCUGUUCCUGGAGAGACCUGUGCAGAAACUGACCUGGGGUCUGUUCAGGCUCCUGACCAGGCGAUCCAGGCUGGACUCUUUGGACCUGGACGUCCCUCCUCCGGGUCUCGCCUCCUUCCAAGACCUGUACACGGCUCUUCUGACCCAGUACGAGGCCGUGUCCUUUGGAGACCGGCUCUUCGGCUGCUGGUUGCUCUUACCCCUGCAGAGGAGGUACAGCGCCACCAUGAGGCUGGCUGUGUUCGGGGAACAUGUGGGAAUGCUGAGGUCCCUGGGAGUCACACUGGAACAGCUCUCCAUCCCUAUCGAGCGGUUCACCUCUCCCCCUGAGGACUCCCUCCCUCUCCUCAAUCUCUACUUCCGCUCUCUGGUCACGGGGACCCUGAAGCCCCGCUGGUGUCCGCUCUUAUACGUGGUUACCUUGUCUCACGUCAACUCCUUCAUCUUCUCUCAGGACGCUGCAGCACAGGAGGUUGAAGCCGCACGUCAAAGCAUGCUGAGGAAGAUCUACUACCUGACAGAUGAGGUGUUGAGGAGCCACUUGCUUCUCUUCCGUCUGCCGCAACUGAACUCAGAGUUUGGCUUCGAUAUGUUCGAGCAGUUGCCUCCCAUUAGAGCAAAACGUCUGGAGAGCAUCCUCAGACUGCAGAUCGGCAGCGAUGACAAAGGUGACAGAAGGCAGUAGGCAGUGAAAAAAUAAAAAUAGUAGUGAGCCAAAAACAGAUCCAGAGAAGGGACAGUAUGGGACUGUCAGGAAACCAAAGGAGAGACUAAGAGAAACACGAGUAAGAGAAAGAGUGAGACAUUCAAGAGACAAAAUGUCGACCAUAACAUUUUCUGUGGCCUCUUUUCUCAGAGAAAACCUAAUCUGAGGUAGAUUUGGCCUGCUCGCAAUGUUUAGCACUUAUUUGAACCUGCUACACACAUAACAAGGUUAGAUUUCACAAUCUAAGACUAUAUUUUACAGACCAUCUGUUGAAAUUGUCUGUUAAAGUUUGUCAUGUUAUCUGAGGUUACAUGAACGCAUCUGAACUAAAUGUUAAAAAUGAAGUGCAGAUGCAGCGAGGCUCAGGUUUUCAUCUUUUCCUCUAAUACCUUUCCUCUUAGCAGACUGGGGGGAUUACAUGUUGAGAUAUUAGCACUUUCCCAGUCAGUGUGUGUCUAUUGAUCUUGAAAAACAGACCAGAGUAAUUCUUGGCACCUCAAAGUAAAGUGCCUGAAAUGUUCUAAUAAAACAUUAUUUCCA
Trematomus bernacchii (emerald rockcod) is the source of this 4988-nucleotide messenger RNA. It is a transcript of the gene rpap1, whose product is annotated as RNA polymerase II associated protein 1. Gene Ontology annotation, cellular component: nucleus. The transcript is spliced from 27 exons. Gene Ontology annotation, biological process: transcription by RNA polymerase II. The coding region runs from base 168 to 4427 and encodes 1419 amino acids. The record is from RefSeq and is a predicted model, not a curated record. Lineage: Eukaryota; Metazoa; Chordata; Actinopteri; Perciformes; Nototheniidae.